GGUUGCAACGCGCACGUUAGUGCGUAUCUGCGUGCGUCUGUCAACGACCCGGGCCUCCGUGCUACUGUCGGGGAUGUGACCUCAAACGGCGCCGAACGACUGUGCAACUGGUUGUCGCUAUACGACGCGCCUGUGAUCUCAGCCGCCGUUGUGUGUGUGUGUGUGUGCGCGCGUGCGUGUAUGUGUGCAAAUUUCGCCCUUGUGUGAAGCGGUGACUCGUGAGAACCUGUGUGCCGGGGCUCGGGAGGAUUACGCCUUUCGUGAAGAACGGUCGGUGUGCACACGCGGCCCGCGCAAUGCUUUCUGUGCAGAUUUGCGGCCCAUGACAGUGCUGUGGACUACGCGCAGAGGGGCAGCCUCCUUCAUAUGAUCGACGACCCAUGCUGGUCGCGAGGUGAUGCCAGCAGGACGGCCCUGGAUGCUAACACGACAUGGUCAGGACCCCCGUUUCGUAGGACUGCGGCUGUUGGUCUCGCAACAGGUGCCAUGAUGCUGUGCGUUCGCACAGCGACGGACAGUGUCCGCGGGACGGCGCUGACGCUACUCUGCAUUGUCACCUCUUUUCUGCCGAUGCCAGCUGGUGCACGACGAGGCGGUGGCGGCUCUCUCUACAAGACGGCGUACGCUUGCGAGGGCAGCCAGCUGGGCUUUGCCUGUCCCGAGGGUCAGCUCAUAUCGCUGAUACGGGCAAACUACGGCCGCUUCUCCAUCUCUAUCUGCAACGAGCAUGGGACGCUGGACUGGAGCGUCGACUGCAAGUCGAACCGCUCCUACAACGUCAUCCGAGACAGCUGCGGGAUGAGGAGGAAGUGCAGCCUUCCGGCUUCCACCGACGUGUUUGGUGACCCCUGCCCCGGUACCUACAAGUACCUCGAAGCGCACUACCAGUGCAUCGCAGAGUCACCGACGACGCCGUCGAGUACGACGUCUUCAACGACGCCUACCACGACAACGACAACGCGACCGCUUAUCAUCAUACCAGCGACCCAGUUCCAGAGGCCUCCUCCUUCCCCGCUGUUGCCGUCUUCUCCGGCUCCCCCGGGAGAGCCGUCCACGGAACCCUCUCGCCACCAUCGGACCUCGACCGCGAGACCAACGCUGUCCUCGGCUAGCGAAGCGCGCACCGUGGCCAGGCCAUCGGCGAAGCCCCAGGUCCCCGGCUCUGACGAGUUGACGACGACCACGGCUGCGAGCCCUCAUUGGACGACUAUGGCAACGUCGACGCUGUAUCGGGCUUCUCCAAGCAGCGAGCUCAGCGACGGCUACGACAUCUGGGGCGGAAAUUGGGCAUCCACCACCGAGGGCAGCACCUUUGACUCGCCCCUCCUGGGAAGAGGGAGAUUCCAGGACCCGGACCGGGAAAGUGGCGUGCCGUCCUACCUGCACCAAGGCUUCUGUCCGCCCAUGCAGUCGCGCAGCAGCUUCUGGAACUGGACACGCCCCGGUGACACCGCCGUCCAGCGAUGCCCUGGAGGCGCCAUCGGUCACGCCAGAUGGCGCUGUCUGCCGGGUAGCCCGCCGUACUGGGAACACGACACUCCCAACCUAAGUGCCUGUUACUCCGCCUGGAUGGAGAACCUCAAGUCGAGGGCCGAUGAGGACGACUCGGUGGUCAACCUGGCAGUGGAGCUGGAGGUGAUUACUCGCACGAAGACGCUGCUGGGUGGUGACAUCGCUCAGACGGCGGGCGUCAUACAAAGGCUACUGGCCCGGAUGACUCGCCGACUGGACGACUUCCCGGACGAGAGGCGCCGCUUCCAGGUCGUCAAGGAGCUGCUGCAGUCGACGGUGGAGAUCAGCAGCAACCUGCUGGAAGACUACCAGCGCGACUCGUGGCUCGAGCUGCCCCCGCGUGAGCGCCGCCACGUGGCCGGUGCCUUGCUGCAGGCGCUGGACAACUCCACUUGGCUGCUGGCCGCCACCAAAAACGCCGCAUUUCGAUUCUCCCGAGCACACGGCAACGUCCUGGUGUCCGUGCGGCUGGUGGAGACAUGGGCGGCCUCCGAGAUUCGGUUCCCGGUGCACGAGGAUGUGCACGGCACCGUUUGGAUGCGCAUGCAGGACACGCUCGUGUUCCCGCCGCAGGCACUGCUGGGCAGCGCGCGGAAUGGCGUGGUGAAGCUGGUGUUCAUGGCGUACCGGAACAUCGAGGACUUCCUGGGCCCCGACGCGGCUUCCUUCGCCGAGGCGCCCGAGCGAAUCAUCAACUCGCGAGUGAUCGCUGCCUCGGUCAACAGCAGGCACCUUAUGAAACUGCACCAGCCCGUGCUCAUAACUUUCCAGCACCGAGAGGUGGGAAAUGUCACGAGUCCAAGGUGCGUCUUCUGGAGCUUUGACGACGAGGAGUGGCUCACCGAGGGCUGCUGGCUCAAGGAGACCAACGAAACGCACAGCGUGUGCGCCUGCAACCACCUGACAAACUUUGCUCUCGCCAUGGAUCGCAGGCCGCCCGAGCCAACGUCGACCGAGCAGAAACUGCAGCUGUUUGUGUACGCCUCGUUUGCGACAUGCAUGGUCCUGCUUAUUGCCGCUGGCUUCACACUGCAAGCUUUCAGAUCGCUGAAGGGCGAGCGCGUGACGAUCCACAAGAACGUGUGCGUGUGCCUGCUGCUGACUGAAGCGUUGCUGGCGAGCGGUGUGGGCGGCCACCCGCAGCGGGUGGUGUGCGGCCUGCUGGCUGGUUUCCUGCACUACUUCUGGCUGGCCGCCUACUUCUGGGCGCUGCUCGAGGGCUUCCAGCUGUACACGGUGCUGCUCGACGUGCUCGGCACCGACCCGCCCUCCUCCAGGCUCAGAUGGUAUUACCUACUGGCAUACGGCGCGCCUGCGGUGAUUGUGUGCGUGUCGGCCGGCAUCAGCCCGUCCAGCUACGGAGCGCUGGGGACGUCGUUGCGCAAGGCCUGCUGGAUCGACAUGGAGGGACACCAGCUGUGGAGCUUCGUCGGCCCCGCCGCAUUCUCUGCCCUGCUGUGCCUGAUCUUCCUGGUGAUGGUGUUCUACAAAGCACGCCGGCACGUUGACCUGCACGCAACCCUAAAGAGCAAGGAGCAGGAGAGAAUAGCCAACACCAGGUCCCUGGGCGUGCACACUUUGCUGGUGCUGGUGUGCCUGUGCCUGGCCAGCUCGUUCGCCCAGCUGCACGUGUCGCGUGGCUCGCUCGUGCACACCAGCCUCUUCUCCGUCCUCAACAUCCUGCUGGGUCUCGCGGUGCUCGCCUUCCACUGCCUAAGCAAUGAAAAGGUGAAGCGUGCCGUGUGCCGGCCGUGGUGCCGUCUGCCGGGUUCCCGGUUGGGCGGCGCCAGCCCAGGCGGAGCAGCUGCCUCGGGGGACGCCGUGGGGCCCCACCCGGGCCUCUUCAUGCAUGCCAACGGCAUGCUGGUGCCCUAUAGUUCUACCCCGCAAUCAUGGAGCUCUCUGAAGGAGCACGAGUCAUCCGAGGUCACACAAGACACAAGGAACCAUGCCACACAAGGUCUCCCAUCUAUAGCCACGGUGACGAGCAAUUACCCGUGUGAGGAGCACCCUCUCCGUAGCUGGAUCUGCAAUGCGUGGCAUCCCCCGCAGGCAGCGCAGCCCCCGCCCGACUGCCUGCCUUACACUCAGUGGCCGCCGAACAAUUUGCGCAGCAGCGACGACGCCUCGUGGAAACCGCCGGACCCCUAUUCGCGCAACGACCACGUGUACGAGACCAUCGACGAAGACGCGCACCACCAUUCGCAGUCGUGUGACGGCUGGCGCACGCAACCGAACCAGGCGGGCCGCUGCAAACAGGGCGGCAGCUACCGGUCUCUCGGCCGCCCAGCUAUGCUCAACAACAGCAUGGUGGCCCCGGCACCGGACCGGACCAUCCUAGGAUCUUUGACGGCAGCCCUGGCUUCGUCGCCCAGGGCGCGCCAUCUGCCAAUUAUCGGAGACACCUGCCAGCAGGUUGCCUACUCUGGCAUCAAGAGCCCCUCGGACUCCGAGAGGUCUUCGAGUUCGCUCAUGGACGAAGACAGGACAGAGUCUUCGGCCACUCUGGCGCUAGAAGACAGGGGCCGUGGUGUCUGGUCCCCGCAAACGUCGCACCGUGGUUCGGAUGCGUUCGUGCGCGAAGGAGUUGAACACUUUUAACGAGAGACAGGCGUAUUUUCACGUGGCCAUCACUGCAAGUUCUGGCUGUUGUCGCGAGGGCGUCCGUCAAAUUGCCUUGCGUUCCGGGUACGGAGCUCAGUGUGGGGACUCGGAGCUACGCUUGAUCAAAAUGCUCCGGAAUCCAGCAUUCUGUGGCUGACGUUUAUGUUUCGGGAGGAUGAUAGGAAAUCUGGCACUCAUUACAUCAGCACUGUAAGUUGUGAUGCACCAGUGGGACCGUGAAUCUUAUCGAAUGGACCAUAGAACUACUGUUAGUGUUCGUUUGCGUGGGAUAUUGAAGAGGAGAUCAAUGUGUGCUCAAAUAUUUAUUGUAAAAAGUGUAAGGGUUGCGAUGCGAGUCAUUAUGACGUCUAGUUUCAUGCUAAUAGUGGUCUCUCGUGACUUUGUUCAGUGGCACACUGAAGAGUGGAAUGUGUUGUGUUCUCCAGAACUUCGCCAGCGAAGUAAACUUGCAUAUCAAAACAGUGGCUGCCCUUUUCGUCUAAGCUGUACUGACAUGACUGUUUGCAAGUGAACUGUGUGUGGAUAUCAGUGACGUGUUCCACUUGUAAAUGUGCGUCGAGCGCCAUCUAUUUUUGGUGUCGUGGGUUGUGCUUUUGUGGCUCUGUUGUCAUAUGUGUGGUUAUCUCUAGGUGUCACCUGUCGCCAGGAUAUCUCGACGCACCUCGAAAUCGAGCUUACGCCAUGCGCCGCAGGUAACGCAAUUACGAUGUGCCUCUGUCGGGUACUGUUUUCUCACUACGCGCGAAAAUUGCCGAGCUUUGCAAAGAUUCCUGCGGAGCAUCUUUAUAUCUCUGGACAGCGCAGGUUUAAUGCGACAUUGAAGCUGUGUGAGUUCUUGAAAAUCUGUACUUUACUAAGGGUGAAAGAGUGCACGCUGUGGGCGUCGCAAAUGCAUUGUGUUACCUACGGGGCAUUGCAGAAAUACUGCCCGCCGAGCGGCUUCAUACUCAUCAUAUCAAAACUGGCAGUUCAUCCUCCUUGCAAGACGUGCUCAUCAUACCGUUUUGUCGCCGACACCGUCACACGUGUGAGCAAAGUUCGCCCGAGGAGUUUCAUUUUUGCAUGUGUAAUAAGUAGAUCUGUGACAUUUAACGCCGUGUGCAGGAGUUGACUUAUUUGGAUGCAACCCCGCGUAUACGAAUUAGCUGCCUAAAUAAUUAGUUUGUUUCAUUGUGUGUUUUUUUUAAAGAGCUUUGUUUAUUUUUAGAUAUAUGAAUGUUAUCGUGCAUUCUCAGGAGGGCGUAGAUAUUUAAUUUGUGUUGCUAAAUGCAUUUUGCGAUUUCAUCCCCGGAAUUCUAAUGUCUGUUGGUGGUGUGAGCGCUGAAGUAAAGACAAGGCAGCUAUCGUACAUGUUCGGCGUGUGGAACUUGGCCAAUGUCGUGCAGAUGUGCUCGUAAUAUAAAGGCAUAUCACCUAUUUCUUUGUGUACGAAAUCCUUACAAAAUAAAUAACUAAAUGCAGUUAACGAUUUGAACAAGCAUAAAAUGAAGACACAUACGACACAACGCAGCGCUUACAUUAACCAACUGCUUCAAUAAUUCCUGAUUCCACUUGUAUAUAUACUAUCACACCGUCAUACGCCACGUGUGCGUAGCUACCUCGAACUAACUGUGAACUACGCUCGUACAUCGGCGCUAGCCUACGCUACCACAAAUUGUGAAGCUACACCAACAAGCCCAGAUUGCCACUCUCUUGGAAGUUAUGGCGAUCAUUUAGCAGCAAGCCGUUAAGAUUCGUUAACGUUAUUAUAUGUUAACUCACCCUAGGAGGAAAAAAAAACAGAAACAAGGAAUGUACAACAGCAGUAUGCCGGUGUCAUGCAUUUUGGCUUACCUUGAAUAGGCGCGAAUACUUGUUCAGAGGAAGAUUUCGUCGUGCUGCGCCCUCGACAGGCGAGUCUGAAGCUGUGCUCCAAGUCGCUAGUCAAGUCUAUGUACGUGUUUUAAAACUUCUGAGUAACAUGUUACGACGUUCUUUUUUUCGACCGAACAUGAAACGACGCUGUGGUUUGUAUUUUGCGGAGUGUAUUGUUCAUCAGACGAGUCAUUUUUUAUUUCGAUGAGGCUUUCAUGGUUCUUGGUGUCCCACUAUACUGCGAGUAAGGAAAGUACAUUCAAUUUAAUUGCCGCCUGCUUGCGUAAUACUUAACUCCCUCGAGUCUCGAGCAUUUCGAGAAAAGUACUCAAGCGAAUCUAGAAUAUGCUGAACACAUUCCCAUCGGAUGCUUUGUUUAUGAAGUUGUCACGCCAUUUAUAGCCUUAAUAGCAAUGCUUACAUGACUCGUACCUGAUUCUUGAUUUAGGCUCUCUAUUUUUAGCUGAUUGACAAUAAAUCAAUAAAAUCUAUAAAUGACGCCUAAAACAUCGGUUUAGAUGUAUAUUCGCUGUAAAACUGCAGAAAAAAUACGAACUUUUACAAAGCACCGCAAUCAAUGCGUAAUAUUGUUAUUUUAAGUGCUCACACAAUUUGACUGCGAGACAAUGUAAGAAAUGUCCAAUGACCAACAUUUUGAUCUGACGUAAUACGUUCUGCAUCGGUCGCAGCCAAAUAGGAAAGCAGCUUUUGAUAGUGUCCUUCGUACUAUCUCAAGUGGCUGGGCGCAGAUCACUGAAAUUGUUAAUUGCACGUGAUGCUUGCAGACGCCCCCAUUACUCUUCAAGUCAGCUGAGCCGAUGCAUUUUUUUUUCUUCACUGACGUAACGAAGAUUGAAUGAUUGAUAUGUAGUUUUUAACGUCCUAAAACCACCAUAUCAUUAUGAGAGACGCCGUAGUGGACGGCUCCAGAAACUUUGACCACCUAGGGGACGUAACGAAGACGAUACUCUAGUGAACAAUAGGCCAUUAGCGGUUACUCACGUAUUUUGUGUGCGAGUCAUCGUCGAUAUGGUUGACAACAAUUUUCAGCGAAAUUUGAAUAUAUUUUUAAACUGGUCGUGUCCCAGUACAGACCGGCUUCUAAAUUCCGGUUUCAUUGAUCGACACGCAACUUUGACGCUCGGACACCUCUAUUAAAAGAUUUUUCCAGUGUUUUGUUUCUAUAAUGUAGAAUGUCUAAUUCAAAUUCUAUGACCAGGGCAAUAGCAAAAACAGAAAAAAAAGAAAGGAAUUAUUUCUUCGCAACUUUGUUGUCAACUUUUCAUGCGGGUAUUUGUGCUCCGCGCAACUUUUCGCAGCGCACAUUUUCUUCAAAAUUUCGUUAUGACGCUUACGUUACUCAUGAAAUUCAGUGAGGCUUGUGUUCCUCCAAACAUGCGCUAUGUUACUUAGGCAUAUGUUCACGCCAAAAGUGUUUAUUAGACGUGGUCUGGUCAAGUAGCAGCGAAGGGCCAAGGCGUCGUCUGCAUCGAAGUUUUUACUUUCUAACGUUUCCCGUUCCAAUUCAGCAAUUCAGGAUGGCGGAUGGGCUGCGUUUUUAGCAUACCUUUUUUUGUCAAGGAACUAUACAAAUGAACGCCCUUUGUGAUCCCUUCCUUGACGUCAUAUAAGACCUGCAGGCGUUGCCUGCCGUGAUUUUUCUACUAUGCGUGCGUGUACAUCUGUGAGUACGUCUCGUUACGCUGUGUGAGGUGUGUUGUUAUUCUCAGUGGUGUGCAUUUGUUUUUAUUCUCGAAUGUUGCGAUGAAACUGAUCUACAAGCUUAGAGAAUGAAGUCAAUAAAAGACAAACAAAAAUA
Messenger RNA from Rhipicephalus microplus (southern cattle tick), 7810 nucleotides. Its product is annotated as latrophilin Cirl. Gene Ontology annotation, cellular component: plasma membrane. Gene Ontology annotation, molecular function: carbohydrate binding; G protein-coupled receptor activity. Gene Ontology annotation, biological process: G protein-coupled receptor signaling pathway; cell surface receptor signaling pathway. NCBI's taxonomy places the organism in Eukaryota, Metazoa, Arthropoda, Arachnida, Ixodida, Ixodidae. The record is from RefSeq and is a predicted model, not a curated record.